Molecule: messenger RNA, 2022 nt
Organism: Panonychus citri (citrus red mite)
Lineage: Eukaryota; Metazoa; Arthropoda; Arachnida; Trombidiformes; Tetranychidae
Product: synaptotagmin-15-like
Biological process (GO): cellular response to calcium ion; calcium-ion regulated exocytosis; regulation of calcium ion-dependent exocytosis
Cellular component (GO): membrane
Molecular function (GO): calcium-dependent phospholipid binding; clathrin binding; calcium ion binding
Source: RefSeq, a predicted model, not a curated record
GAAUAAGAAUCAGAAUCAGAAUCAACAUCUACAGUUGAGAAUCUCCUGAAAUUUUUACAAUAGUAACAAUAAUAAGUUUACUUUUUCUGAUGAAAAAUUUGCAAAUCUAAUUGUUAAUCAUGUUAAUCAACAAUCAAUUACCAGAUUACAAUUAUCUAAAGUGAAAAAAAUCAACUCCAAUAAUCUAAUCUAAUAUCACCAUAGGUAACAUGGUUAUUAUUUUCAUCAGUUUUUAAUGUAAAUUCAAAUCAAACUGUUAAUUGUUCAAUUUAACAAUCAUCAUCAUGCCAUUGAAUACUUAUCAUAAGUUUCCAGUGUAUGGCCCAGAAAAAAUUAACAAUCAAUUGAUUCAAUCAUCACCAUUACCAUCAAUUAAUCACAGUAAUUUAACACUCGUAUCUAAACUGGGAGCAAGUCAUCUAAUUUACAUUGGAAUUGCAUCAGGUUGUACGUUAAUUGUUCUAAUUGUUUGUUAUAUAAUUAAAUCGGUUCACAAUAAACGUAAAAAAUGUUACGAUGCAAUCGAUGAGACAACACGGACAAUCAUCUCGAUGCCUCAAGCACGAAGAGAAUCAAAUAAAUCUUUCCAAGGUGUUUGUGUUUAUCAAAAUCAACCAAUUGAUUUCAUCCUCCCUGGAAUAUCAACUCAUCUUCAACCAGCACCAACUCCAAGUAGAUUAAAAUCACCUUCUCAUCAUUGUUCAGAGACACAACUACAAUGUUCUAAUGAUCAAAGCUUAAUUGCUGAUUUAUCAAGAUCUGAAUCUCUUGAAUCGUUGAUCAUCACAAAAUCUGGUGGUUCGGAAGUUGUUGAAAGUGGAUCGAGUAAACUUGGUGGUGACAAUCAACUGGAAAGACCAAGAUCCUCUUUGUUGGGUGGAUUAAAUCCUGAACUUUAUCGUAUCGGUGGAGUUGAUCUUGAAGGUGAAGAUGACGAUUUCGAUAAUCAUAGAGGUAGAAUUUGGUUCAAAGUUAAUUACGAGGAAAAGAAUGAGCAACUUACCAUCAGUUUACUGAAGAUCAAAAAUUUACCCUCAAGGGUAAAAGGAUCAGUAAAUUGUUCCGACCCAUUUGUCAGAAUUUACCUUUUGCCCGAUGGAAGGCGAUAUGUUCAAUCUAAAGUUAAAAAGAAGACCUGUAAUCCGAAAUUCGAUGAAAAUUUUGUAUUCCAGGUUCCAAAUAAAUCAGUUCAAGAUAAUUCACUUCGAUUAACAGUAUUGGACAACGAUAGAGGAAAAAGACACAAUGUAAUUGGCCACGUUAUCGUUAAGCUGAAAGAUCUUGACUUCAUUUCGUCUAAUCCUCCACUUCUUUGGCGAGACUUGGAAUUGGAACAAGAUGAGCCUCCAUCUGAAUCUGGUGAAAUAAAUGUGAGCCUUUGUUACAAUCCGAUGAUUGAAAGAUUAACCAUAACCGUUUGUGAAGCCAAAGACUUGCGGUGGCCUGAUGAAACACCUCUAGAAACUUGUGUUAAGAUUAGUCUAUUUACCGGAAGUAAAUUGGUUAAAGCUAAGAAAACAUCAAUGGCGAAGAGAAAUUUCCAGCCCAAUUACAAUGAGUCCUUCCAUUUUAAACUGAAUCAAACAUCGGUGGCGAUUUCUCAUGUUCUCAUUCAAGUUAAUCUCGUUCAUGUUACAACUAAAGCUGAUAAAUGUCUGGGAAGAAUCGUCCUUGGUUCUCACAUGUUUGCUCGUGGCAAAGCCUUGGAACACUGGAUAAUAGCGACUACCACCACACCUCAUAAACAAGUUCGACAAUGGCACAAGUUAACCUGAACUUCAUCUUAAUUGCUUAAUACAAUUGACCAUCAACAGAAUAUUUUAAUCAUAACAAUCUAAUGAGUCAUCUCAUGUAAUAACUUUUCCAUGUUUUCUGUUGGAACGAUUUUUUCCCUUCUAUUUUACAUUAUCAUGAUUCGUCGGAGCCUCUUUAUGAAUAUUCAAAUUUUCUGGAAGAUUUUAAUAGAAACCAAUUGGAAACUAUUAAUAGUAAUAAUAAAUAAUCUUCAUGAAAAUUUCGCCA